Messenger RNA from Tauraco erythrolophus (red-crested turaco), 1269 nucleotides. The record is from RefSeq and is a predicted model, not a curated record. Lineage: Eukaryota; Metazoa; Chordata; Aves; Musophagiformes; Musophagidae.
AUGGCAAAAGAUCUCCCUGGAGGACAUUUCACCCGAAGAAGGGACGUUAACUCACAAUCUCUACUAGAAAAUGCCUGCAACAACAAACGCCUGGACCUUGUCUUCAUCAUUGACAGUUCUCGUAGCGUACGUCCGUAUGACUUUGAAAAAGUGAAGGAGUUCAUUCUAACCAUCUUGCAGUUUCUGGACAUCAGUCCUGAUGCUACCCGAGUAGGUCUGAUUCAGUACGGCAGCACAGUCAAGCAUGAGUUCUCGCUGAAGACAUUCAGGAGGAAGCAGGAUAUUGAAAGAGCCGUGAAGAGGAUGAUGUACCUGGCAACUGGCACCAUGACUGGACUGGCUAUUCAGUACGCAGUGAACAUUGCAUUUUCAGAGUCAGAAGGAGCUCGACCUCUGAAGCAGAAUGUGCCCCGAAUUAUCAUGAUAGUGACAGAUGGGAGACCUCAGGAUCCAGUGGCAGAGAUUGCUGCUAAAGCUCGUAACUCGGGUAUCCUGAUUUUUGCCAUUGGAGUGGGAAGAGUAGACAUAAACACGCUGAAGUCCAUCGGGAGUGAGCCGCAUGAGGAGCAUGUGUUUCUGGUGGCUAAUUUCAGUCAGAUUGAAACACUGACCUCUGCGUUCCAGACUAAACUUUGUGUGCCCCAUAUGUGCAGUACAGUUGAGCAUCACUGUGAUCACUUCUGCAUAAACACCCCAGGCUCCUACGUAUGCAGAUGUAAACAAGGAUACAUCCUGAAUGCUGACCAGAAGACUUGCAGCACUCAGGACCUUUGUGCUGUGGAGAAACAUGCCUGCGAACAGAUUUGUGUGAACACACCUGGGUCUUAUGUCUGUCAGUGUUACGAAGGAUAUGAGCUUGACGCCAAUGGAAAGAAUUGUGUUGUUGUAGACUACUGUGCUUUGGAUAACCAAGGUUGCCAACAUGAAUGUGUUAACACCGAGGACUCCUAUUACUGUAGAUGCCACACAGGGUUCAUUUUAAAUCCAGACAAAAGAACUUGCAGAAGACCGGACUAUUGUGCUCUUCAGGACCAUGGCUGUGAACAAGAAUGUGUUAAUACAGAUGAUUCCUAUUUUUGUCGAUGCCAAGAAGGGUUUAGACUUAAUCCAGAUAAGAAAACAUGCAAAAAAGUAAACUUCUGUGCUUUAGGUCAGCAAGACCGUGAACACGCAUGUGUUAACAUGGAAGAGUCAUUUGUGUGCAAAUGUCAUCCUGGAUACGCCCAAAGACAUGAUGGCAAUACGUGCAGAAAUGAGUGUGUCUCAUGA